UUUUAAAUAAAUUAAAUUUCAAAAUUUGCAGUAAUUCAAAAUGGCUAUCUUGAAAGACGACACUUCAUACACCCAUGUAAUCGCUAUUGACUUCGGAACUGGCGCAAGUGGGUACGGUAUUGCCCCGAUGCUUGUGGAAGCCGGCCAAAAGCCAAGGAUAGAAGUCUUUAAUCCUUGUGAUGACCUGGAUGACCAGAAGACUUCUACAGCAAUUCUUUUUGACGAUGAGGGCAAUUUCUUGGCUUUUGGAACCCAUGCUUUGCAGAGGUAUGCAGAAAUUCUUGAUGAUGAAGAGUCAGCACUUUUGUUCCAGAGUUAUAAAAUGCAUCUUCUACAUAUGGAUGAGAAUGCUGUCUCGUUGGAUGCAAGAGAGUUACCGCUAAUGAAGGUCAUUUCAGAAUCAUUAAAGUACAUUGCAGAUAAGGCAGUUGAAAAGCUAACUGAGCAGAUCGGCAAGGUAAUAAAUUCUAAAAUUAGGUGGGUUCUGACAGUCCCAGCUCUCUGGGGUGAGGACCACAAGCAGUUCAUGAGGAAGGCAGCUAUGAACGCUGGUAUUAUCGACAGUUUAAAUUCUCCCAACUUGUUGCUUUCACUUGAGCCUGAAGGCGCAUCCAUCCAGUGUAGAGAAGAUGCUGAAGAGAAUAUUAGAAAUAGUCUUGAUAAAGACAAAAUCGUUAUGGUUCUUGACUGUGGAGGUGGAACUGUUGACAUCACGGUCCAUAAGCUCAUGUGUGAGCCUGAAGAGAACUUCUUGUGUGAAGAGUUCCUCCCCUCUAGUGGUGGCUGUGAAUGGGGGUCAAAGUAUGUGGACGCACACUUUGAAAAAUUCCUAGAAAAACUCUUUGGCGAAGAGCUAUACGCUGAUUAUAAACGGAAUGCUUUAGCAAGGCUUGAGAUUUUGAAGCAUUUUGAAAUGCUGAAAAGAAAAUUCAACCCAGGGAAAGAGGAAAGAUCUCGACUCCAGUUGUCUUAUUUAGGGGAUGACCUCAGCUCUUCGAGGCUGAAGGAGUUGAUUGAGGAGUGGAACAGCAAUAUUCCUGACCCAUUGAUACAGCUUAAGAAAAGAGGAGCCAGUGGGAUUGACAUUCCACCAACUCUCAUGAAGUCCUUCUUUGAACCUCUAUUCGAGAAAAUUACUGAAAAAGUGAACGAGCUAAUGCAGGAAUCAGUAAGUAGUAAGGGAGAAGAGAUAAAUUUCAUUUUCAUGGUUGGAGGGUUCUCUGAGUCUCCGUAUCUCAAAGCAGUCAUUAAAGAGACUUUCGAGAGGGAGGACCUCCACAUUCUCGUGCCAAGGAGGCCUCAGGUCUCUGUUAUUAGGGGAGCAUGCUUGUUUGGUAUUAAUCCAAGAUCUAUUACCUCCAGAAUCUCUAAGAAGACCUAUGGAAUCAACACUUUGACCACUUUUGAUCCAGAGAAACAUCCUGAGGAGAAGAAAGUGAUUAUUGAGGGCGAGGAGUUCUGAGAAGAUGUCUUUGAUGCCUUUGUUAAGAAGGAUCAUUCUGUAGGAAUCGACGAGGUACAUGUCAAAACUUAUUGCCCAGUCAGAGCUAGGCAAACCGUCAUGAGAAUUAUUUUCUACUGAACAGAGCAGGAAGAUGUGCUUUUUAUUGAUGAUGAACAUGUUGAACAGUUAGGAGAGCUCUCUAUUGAUAUUGGAAGACCAUUCCAAAGUGUGGAGGAUAAGACAGUCAAAGUCACUUUAGUAUUCGGAGCAACCAACAUUUCAGCAACUGCAACUAACUUUGAAGGAACAGAAUUACGUAAUUGAGAUUUUAAAUUUGAGUCUUCUUAA
Messenger RNA from Moneuplotes crassus, 1792 nucleotides. The record is from the annotation of a GenBank genome assembly. NCBI's taxonomy places the organism in Eukaryota, Ciliophora, Spirotrichea, Euplotida, Euplotidae.